This is a messenger RNA of Medioppia subpectinata, 939 nucleotides long. The record is from the annotation of a GenBank genome assembly. Lineage: Eukaryota; Metazoa; Arthropoda; Arachnida; Sarcoptiformes; Oppiidae.
AUGGCAGUUGGUCUCAAGUGCCCUAAACUGAAGAGUCUGUGCUUUUCAUGUCGUUAUAAUAGUCCACUUCGUUGUAUUUGUCGGAAUAAUCAACAAAUGUAUCCAUUCUUGUCGUGUCUUCUCUUCCGUAUGAUAAGCGAAAUCUUCGCCACUGUUUUGAUAGACAUUCACAACGGAAUCGUGACAUCAAUAAUAAUGAUUCAAACCCGACCUGACAACAGCCCAUUAGACAGCCCUGAAGGCAACACUCACAACAGACUUGACAGCACUCAUAACAGCACUCAUAACAGCACUCAUGUCCACCUCCACUAUCAACAGCUAAUUCAUAGUCGGUUGCAUUACUGGAGGGUUGAGCGCACACAACGGGUGUAUAACCAAGUACUUAGAGAGACAAUGCGGUGCAGAGGACUCGACACUAUCGAAAAGCACCCUCAAGACAGCCACGGAUACAGCCACCACAACAGAUCAGACAACACGUGGCACAGCAUUGGCCACAAUCGGCACACCCGGCGCCACAAUUCACACCAUUACAGCACAUAUGACAUGAGUGCGGAUCACAACAGCGACAGCAAUGAUGUCCACCUCCUCUAUCAACAGCCAAUUCAUAGUCGGUUACAUUACUGUAGGGUUGAGCGCACACAACGGGUAUUGUAUUCACAGAAUAUUCCUGAGGCUGUUGUGGUGUUUGUGUCAACAAACCGGUGCUCUCCUGUGGAUCCGUUUCAUCGAUGUCUCGCACGUCAUAACCUCCGCCUCCCUAUGUCUCACUCUAUGAUUGACUCCAAGUAUUCAAAGGACUCUUUCGAUAGAUUUGGUGACGAUUUGUGCGAAGAGUUGUUGUCUUUCCUCACAUUUGAAGACCGAUUCAGAUAUGAAUGCAUUUCAAGACAAUGGCAUCGAUUGACUCGAAGACACGACAAGAAUACAUUAUUUUGUUGA